AAGUCUCCUCGGGCUCUCUUCGCUAUCCGUCGCAUAUCCACGCCAUCCCUGCCUGCUCAGGCCCGCCACUGGAGCCGCAGCCAUCCAGGGCCCACUUACUCUGCUUCGGCCUGCCUCACAGAGGCCGGUAGCCCAGGGUCGCCGGGUCGCGGCUGUCCGGUGCGGGCGUCGAGAACACGCCGGGCUUUGGGCUACAGGGCCUCGGCCAUGGAAAUCCCUGUUGAGCUUCAGGGGCACGGGUGAGGCAGGCCCUGGCAGGCCAAGGUGAUGAAGGCGCCUCCAGUUCUUGGCCCUGUGGGCCCCUCGAAAUGACACGGUAACCAUCCGGACCAGGAAGUUCAUGACAAACCGUCUGCUUCAGAGGAAACAGAUGGUCAUUGAUGUCCUUCAUCCUGGGAAGGCCACAGUACCAAAGACAGAAAUUCGGGAAAAGCUGGCCAAGAUGUACAAAACCACACCAGAUGUCAUCUUUGUAUUUGGAUUCAGAACCCACUUUGGUGGAGGCAAGACAACUGGCUUUGGCAUGAUCUAUGAUUCUUUAGAUUAUGCAAAGAAGAAUGAGCCUAAACACAGACUUGCGAGACAUGGCCUUUAUGAGAAGAAAAAGACCUCCCGCAAACAGCGAAAAGAACGAAAGAACAGAAUGAAGAAGGUCAGGGGGACUGCAAAGGCCAAUGUUGGUGCUGGCAAAAAGGUAUGGUUCAUGGGUGGUACAGAAGUGUCAUUAAUUGUUAAGCUUAAUAUUGUCUGUGAAGAGGGGUGUUCUUUUCUAAAUAAUCUUUCUUGGUGUUUUUCUUUUCCCUCUUCUGGAUUGCAGAAGGUAACGUUUUGAGAAGCUCAGUAGCCUAGUAGUUAUCCUAGAGUAGACUGGCCCACCUCUUCUGCUCAUAGACUAGCACACUCCAACAUAAGGCCACAUUGAUUCAGUGACUGCUUUUAAGGCCUGAUUGUUCUAGGAAUUUCCUUCUCAUGUUAAUUGACACAGGCCCCUCAAGGGAGAGCUGAUCAUGUUCCCGAGGAUUUCGUUUUUUUUUAGCAUAGUUUUUGAAGCAGUUGGAUCAAUGUGGCUUGUGCUUUUCAGAUGUCAAACUGCUUUCCUCUCCCGUUAGCUGAGAUCACAGUGAUUUGAGUAGUAGCUUUAUAGCAGCUUUGCUAGCUAAUCUUGACUAGUAGAAUGGAAUUAAGGUGUUGGGUUGCUGAGUAAUCAAGUGUUCUAUGAAUUUUUUCCCCUCUCCUACUGUCUUGGAUUUCUUGUUCAACAGAAAUGAAAUAUCUAGCAGGUACUGCCAUUGGGCACGGUGUGGGGUGUGCCACCUUCACUGAGCUGGCUCUGAUGCUUUGCAUGUUGGCUUCUAGAUGACGGUUUCCAUAGUAUGGCUUAUUAAAACACCAGUGCCUGUUUUAAGUAGUAUCUUAACUAGCAGAAGGAAAAGCUUUCUCAUUUAUUUUGGAAACCCAAAAAGACAGGAUAGAUGGAGGGAGGUAUCUACUAAAGGCAGGUAGGUGCCCUAGUCUCCUUUUAUUUGUAGUUUGAGACUAGUAUUCAGGAAAUAGCUUCAGUGACCCAUCCUCUCUAGGAUGCUGCAAGACUAACAGAUUCUCUUAGGAACAGCAUCCAAGCUAGCUGGUUCUAGCACUUCUGUUAACUAGUCUCCUGUUCCUAAUAGAAAACUUUGAGGUAACCUCCUGAAGCUUGGGGUACUAUUUUAUCACAUGCAUUUUAGUCAGAAUGGCUCCCUAUUCCACAUUUAUAAUGUGCAGUGGGAUUAAGUUUGUAUGGUUUUAGAAAUGUGCCUACUACCUUCUGCCUACCUUUCAAGCUGUCUGCCUGAGACCAGACUCAAACUGACUUGCUACUUUUCCUAUCAGCACUGGUUAAUGAACACUGCCCAUAGACGCACUGCAUGGGUGUUGCAGAUUAUACCUAUUGAUCAGUAAAAUCUUUGAUAUAGAUUUGUCCUUUGAGUCAGAACUUUAGGCUGUGUGACACGGAUUCUUUGCCAGCCUGUCCCUCUGAAAGGUGUUCUGUGGAGCUGGUAAUCUCACUAGCACCAUUUUGAAAGGCUAGCCUAAACUAUUUUGCUUGAUGUUAGAGCUUAAACCAAGGCAUUGGUGGUCAUAUAUUUGCAAAGUAAUUGGAUUUUUAUUUCAGCUAAAUUUUUGUCACUUGUAUACCUUGUGGUAUCCAAGAUUGGUAUAAAGUAUAAAACAUGAACUGAACAGAUUUCAAAAGACUUGCCUAAUCCUGUGGAGUUGUCCCAUUGGAGUCUAAAGAUUCCCACCAAAGGGCCCAGCCUCAAAUGCAUCCCCCCUUCCAUGUGCUGGUAGUGGCAAUAUGGGUGUGGCACACUCUGGCACUAGUGCUUGUUACUUUGUAAACUUUGGAGUCAUGGUAAUCAGGGAAGGUGGUAUGCAAGGAAUGUUCUACACAACCACAGGGUAGUCACCUGAGGUAUCUAAUUGCAUGUACUUCACAUAGAUAGCUUUGCUAUUUGAGAAGGGACUACUAAUGAGCUGUCUGUUUUCCUCCUUCCCAUCCCCUUCCCUGCCACUGAUUCAGUGAGUGGAGACUGGAUACAGGUAUAAUUCAAGCUACUAUGUAGAUCACUAGACUCCUUGUUACUGACGUAGUUUGAACAAGCACGUGAACAUUUUUAAGUAGAUUUGCAAGUGUAGUUUGUAACAGUACUAACAGUGACUGUCUAAAAUUCAAUGAAGUUGACUUGUUUUUUUUUUUUAUUUUAAUUUCUAACGUGAAUGUUAGUUUAGUUUCUGUGUUUGUAUCAUUCUUACGGUUUCUAUUUUAGGUUAAUACUUGUGCUGCAUGAGUUAUUUUUAGAAUUUGUUUGUCUUUGAAACCUUUUCAGAGCUGUCGCUGACUGAAUUUCUUUCUUCAUUUACAGCCAAAGGAGUAGUUCUACGGUGACUUGAUGUUCUGCUGUGAUAUGCAAAUUUCUGAGGGUAAAAUAAACUAAAAAAGCUUCUGCGA
Molecule: messenger RNA, 2989 nt
Organism: Rattus norvegicus (Norway rat)
Lineage: Eukaryota; Metazoa; Chordata; Mammalia; Rodentia; Muridae
Source: RefSeq, a predicted model, not a curated record